AGGAAGAGAUUGCUAAUUAGAAAUGUCGUUCCGAGCAUAUUAGGCAAAAUUGAGAGCUAAGUACAACCGCCGUAAGAUGCUUUGUAUUGGUUUUUGAAAUUCCAAAGGUGGAAAAUUUAAUUGAAGAUUAUUUGUUUCAUGUACUUUAUUCUCUCAUAUCUCAUAUUCUUUUAAAUUUUCCACUGAAGAUAAAGAAUAAUGGUUUGAAACAUUUCAUUGCAGACAACACUGUUCGAAUAUAUAGUAUAAUUUGUGAUCUUUACUUGUAGCAAAAUUUAAUCGCUUAAACCCUCUCAAUUCGUUUAUUAAGAGUUUCAAAAGUGUUUUUUACAUAGCACAGGUUUCAAAAGAAAACACGUGUAAUACUGUAAUCUGAAUUUCUUGCAAUAAAAACAAAGGAAGAGAGAGAAAGAAUACAAAAAGUUGGGCCUCCAAAAUCUGCAAUCACUUUUCCAAGAUGAAGAAUAAUGUUGGUGAAUGGUGAGGAGAUAUGUGAUUUUCCCCUAGCGUUACAGGUUUUGGUUGUUGAAGAAUGUAGAAUGAGGCAGCAAAGUUAUAGUGGGUCUUACUCAAAGUAAUAUUCCAAUCCAUUUGUAAAUAUGUAUCUAUUCACACUUUGUAAUCUUAGUUCCCAACUUUCUUCCUCUCAUUUGCACUCCAUUUAUCACACUCUCAACAAGUUCAAAUAACAUCAAAUCUAAAACUUUAUAUCCACAAGUUAGUUGUUACAUUUUAUGCAUGGGCAGUGGAGCCCAAACAGUGUCACAACCUCCAUUCUUCUCUUACCAAUGGCUUCCUUAUUGUUUUCCUAUUACUGUUUCUCUUCACACAUUGCAAUCAUCUUGUUUCUAUUUUGCUUCGAUAAAGGAGCAUUAGGGGCCAAGUUUACAAUAAUUAACAAGUGUGAUUACACGGUGUGGCCUGGGAUUCUUGCCAAUGCUGGCAGCUCCGCAUUGGAUACCACCGGCUUCCACCUCCCAUCCGGCGGGUCGAGGAGCUUUCAAGCCCCACCCAAUUGGUCAGGCAGGUUUUGGGGCCGAACCGGCUGCAAUUUUGACCCCAAUACCCAACAGGGCACCUGCACCACAGGGGAUUGUGGCUCCAACCAACUUGAAUGCAAUGGUUCCGGGGCAGACCCACCCGUAACACUAGCCGAGUUCACAAUCGGGUCGGGUUCCCAAUCCCAGGAUUAUUACGACGUCAGCCUGGUUGAUGGAUACAAUCUACCUAUGAUGGUGGAUGCGGGUGGCGGGUCGGGUGAAUGUGGGUCAACGGGUUGCGUAGCUGACCUGAACCGGCAAUGCCCGAAUGAGUUGAGGGUUAGUAACCGAGUGGCAUGCAAGAGCGCGUGUGAAGCGUUUCAGAGGGCUGAAUACUGCUGCAGCGGCACCUACGCUUCACCUGCCACAUGCAAGCCUUCGGUUUACUCCACAAUGUUCAAGAGCGCGUGCCCCAAAUCGUAUAGCUACGCAUACGACGACCCUACGAGUACGUUUACGUGUACGGGAGCUGAUUAUACCAUCACAUUCUGCCCUUCAACCACAAGCCAAAAAUCAGCAAGAGUGUCACCACCUGAAACAGGAACAGGGGAGAUGCCUAUGAUAGUGAACAGUUCAUGGUUCUCUGAUAUUUUUUAUGGACUCUCGCCCAAGUCCUACUCUUCCCCAACCUUACUCAUUGCCACUCUCACUAUCCUAACUUUCCUCAAUUUGCAAUCCUCAUAGUGCAUGCAUUUUAAGGUUACUUUUUUUUUCCCCAUUGAAUGUAUCAUAUUUAAGAAUAUCAGAUAAUUAUUGUCUUUAGUGAGGGAUUAUAAUUAUUGAAUUGGAGGGGUUUGAUCUAGGAGCACUAUAUAUAAAAAGAAGUGAUUAUGCGUUGCUUGGCUUAGAAUUGGAGCAAUAUGGUUGGUAAUUGUGGUGGCCACUACUGUCUCUAGCUAUGUUAACUAGGCAGCCAAAGUAACACAACUUUGCGGGAAUUUGAAGUUUGGUACCAACUCA
Molecule: messenger RNA, 2000 nt
Organism: Arachis ipaensis
Lineage: Eukaryota; Viridiplantae; Streptophyta; Magnoliopsida; Fabales; Fabaceae
Product: thaumatin-like protein 1
Source: RefSeq, a predicted model, not a curated record